ACAGGAGCUGAGGCAUUGCAACACGAAGCGAAUCACAGGCGUAAGGAUUUUUGUCAGUAAUUUUGACACGAACUCUGAUCAAAGUAGUAAUCAUCGCGAGUAUCAUGUUUAUAGAAGUUGCAGUGUCCGUAUUCCUUAUUUGGGUUGUAUGGUACAUUAGUAAUACCUGGAUAAAGAAGCGAGGAAUGCCACCUGGUCCCUUUCCUCUCCCGGGGAUUGGUAAUAUACCUCAGGUUAUGUCCAAUCAACAAUUUCCUUUCGAAAAUUUGUCUAAAGAAUAUGGAGAUAUCUUUACGGCAUUUUUGCCGAAUGGAACGUUUGUUGUACUAAAUACCGCAUCGCUAGCAAGACAGGCGAGACUUGCCACAAGAGACGACGUCGCGGGCAGGUCCUCUGAAUCAACCUACCCUUUGGAAUUGAUAUUUGAAAAAGACGUUGCCGUUUCAGAUUAUUCGCCAGGAUAUUUAUUCCGCAAGAAAGUUUUCAAGUCUUCACUGCACUUAUUUGGAGCCGGCAUAGAACAGGCAGAAGAUCGAGCCAGACAUGCUGUUCAACUCGCUUUGCAAGAGAUUGAAAAAUGUGAAUCAUUCUCGCCAAACAAACUUAUUCCACUAACAAUAUUUUUACAAAUGUGGGAAUGGUUAACGUCUAAAAAAUUAUCGGUCGACGAUCAGACUAUGUAUCAUCUGUUCAACGAAUUACAACUUAUAAUCGUAAAUCAAACUAGAGAAAGAUCUAUAUACCUUUUAUUACCAUUUCUUAAAUACGUAAGCAAUUUCAACCGUAAGAUAGAGAGGGCAAAACAACUGAGAAGGCAAUUGCUUCUACCAGAAUAUUUUGCCCAUCGUGAGACGUAUACUCCAGGUGUAACACGUGAUGUGACAGACAGCUUCAUUGCAGCUUAUGAGAAAGAGAUCGCCAAAGAGACUGGAAAAGACAUCGGAUCAAUGGAAGACAUACCAAAUUUGAUGUUAGAUUUUGUUGUAGCAGGAAUCGACACAUCUGCAACCACAAUAUGUUGGUUCCUUCUCCACCUUGUUUUACGUCAAGAAAUCCAAGCGAAACUUCACAAAGAGAUUGAUAGCGUAGUGAAAAACGAUCGACUCCCAUGCUGGCAAGAUGCCCAGAACAUGCCCUUCCUACAGGCUACUUUAUGUGAAGUUAUGCGAACGUCGGGUCCUCUUCCUAUCACAGGAACGACUACCAUUCGUGACACAAACGUCGCUGGCUAUCAAAUUCCAAAGAAUGCAACACUCGUUUUAAAUAUCAACCAAAUCCACCAUGAUAUCAGAGAAUGGGCCGAACCUAAUGAGUUCAAACCUGAACGAUUUCUUGACGGAGAGGGAAAUUUCGUUGGUUGGACAGCACGACAUGCCUUUAUGCCUUUUGGCCUCGGUCGUAGAGAAUGUCUUGGUCAACAGUUAGCGAAGGUCACGAUGUUCGUAUUUGCCUCAACGCUAUUGCAUCACUACAAGUUCGAACUCCCUGAAGGAGCAGAGAAACCGAAUGUAUUACCAACAGGUCUACAACUUCAUCGUCCUAAAGACUUCACGCUUGUGGCAAAGAAGAGAUAUUAAAUCUUAACCCCAAUGAAAUAAUUUGGAUACUAUAAUAAACUGAUCACUCCUUUUUAAAUAGCUAAUAGUAUUCGAGGACUUACAAGCUAUGUAUA
Molecule: messenger RNA, 1672 nt
Organism: Dendronephthya gigantea
Lineage: Eukaryota; Metazoa; Cnidaria; Anthozoa; Malacalcyonacea; Nephtheidae
Product: cytochrome P450 2D6-like
Exons: 2
Coding region: 105-1577 (490 amino acids)
Molecular function (GO): oxidoreductase activity, acting on paired donors, with incorporation or reduction of molecular oxygen; heme binding; iron ion binding
Source: RefSeq, a predicted model, not a curated record